Messenger RNA from Echinostoma caproni, 426 nucleotides. NCBI's taxonomy places the organism in Eukaryota, Metazoa, Platyhelminthes, Trematoda, Plagiorchiida, Echinostomatidae. The record is from the annotation of a GenBank genome assembly.
AUGGAAGACGGUUUCUUGGAUGUGGAAUACGGUCGCGAGCAUAGUAUGCAGCUAGACAGUGUUAUUGCUGAUGCUCCUACUAAGGCAUUGGUGAAACAGAUUAAACCACACACGGGCUAUUAUUGUUGUCCAUUUUGCACUCAGAAGGACAGCAGUUGUUCUCGCCAAAUGGUGUUUAAAGCCCGUGGAGGUAAACUAAGGACGAACUACGACUUCCGUCUGCGAUUGCAAGAUGACCAUCCCACUGAAUUAACUUUAUUUGACCAGAUUCCCAUUGAUAUGGUCAGCACGCUUCCCACGGAUCAUAUUCAUUCUGUGUGCCUGGGAAUAAUGAAACGACUGCUCAGUUUGUGGCGUAAACCUGGUGGAGACAAACGUCCACCCAUAGGUGUAUCCCAUUGGAAAACCUUGGGAGAACACUUAUAG